UCAGACGCCACUGUAAGAUCAGGUUCUGAAAUGCAGCAAACAGACCAGCGCAGCCCAGGUGCUGCGACCCGGCCUCGGGAAGGCCGCUCAGGGCCCACACCACCUCCCAGCACCGCCUCCUGCCUCCAUGUUAUCCCAGCACACUCUACCAGAGGGAUCUCCGACGCAGAGCAGAGUUGGCUGGAUCAGACAACGACCAUCCCCCGCGCACCACCUGCACCAGCCACACACGGGUUGGCAUGGAAGGCUCACCCAAAGGGCAGCCCACCUGCCUCCACCCUGGCUGGGGCCCCAGGAAGGGGGAUCCGCAUGCACCAAGGCCUGGCCCUGAGAAAAGGCAGUGAUGGUCCCCUAGCCAGGCAGGAACCUGGGCCGGCGUCUGCUGGGAGACUGGGGCCGAUGCACCGGCUGAGGUCCAGCCUGCUCCCAGCCCAUGGAUCGUGUGAGAACUCCUUCCCCCACCGCGGAGCACAGAAGACCCCGAAGGGCGGCUGGAGGGAGGGCCGCCAGGGCAGGGUGGCUCUGGAGGUGGACACGCAGGGCAGGGCGCCCGGCGCCCCGGGAGCAGGAGGGUCCUCCGGCCGGCGGAAACCAGCCCAAGCCGGGAAGCUCUGCCGCCCACGUGGCCGAGGCUCGGGCUCCGGCAGCCCCCACCCCAGGGCUCCCACCCAGGACCGGGCGCGCGCGCGGGCCCGGGCCGCGGGGGGCACCGCGAGGGCGGCGGGCGGAGCGGACGGCGGGGCGGCGGCGGAGCCCGCGCCCCCCGACGGGCCGGAGGCGGGCGCGCCCGCGGUGGCCGAGGCCGUAGCGCCGGCCUCGCUGGCGCUGCUGGAGCCCGACGUGAGCCCGCCGCCGCCGCCGCCGCCACCGCCUCCCCGGCAGUCGCCGCCCGACGUGUUCGCCGGCUUCGCGCCCCACCCCGCGGCCCUGGGCCCCCCGACGCUGCUGGCCGAGCAGAUGAGCGUGAUCGGCAGCCGCAAGAAGAGUGUGAACAUGACCGAGUGCGUGCCCGUGCCCAGCUCCGAGCACGUCGCCGAGAUCGUGGGUCGCCAGGGGUGCAAGAUCAAGGCUCUGCGUGCUAAGACAAAUACGUACAUCAAGACGCCGGUGCGCGGGGAGGAGCCGGUGUUUAUCGUGACUGGCCGCAAGGAGGACGUGGAGAUGGCCAAGCGUGAGAUCCUGUCCGCCGCCGAGCACUUCUCCGUGAUCCGCGCUACGCGCAGCAAGGCCGGCGGGCUGCCCGGCGCCGCGCAGGGUCCGCCCAACCUGCCGGGACAGACCACCAUCCAGGUGCGCGUGCCCUACCGCGUGGUGGGGCUGGUGGUGGGGCCCAAGGGCGCCACCAUCAAGCGCAUCCAGCAGCGGACGCACACGUACAUCGUGACGCCCGGGCGCGACAAGGAGCCCGUGUUCGCCGUGACGGGCAUGCCCGAGAAUGUGGACCGGGCGCGCGAGGAGAUCGAGGCGCACAUCACGCUGCGCACGGGCUCCUUCACCGACUCGGGCCCCGACAGUGACUUCCAUGCCAACGGCACUGACGUCUGUCUGGACCUGCUCGGAACGGCCGCCGGCCUCUGGGCCAAGGCCCCCAACCCUGGGCGGCGGCCCCCCGCGCCCACAGCAGGCCUCCGCGGGGAUGGGACCCUGGGGGGCCCCGGGGGGCCCGAGGCCUUCUACGCGGGGGGCCGCGGGGGGCCGCCGGUGCCCGAUGCGGGCCCUGCCAGCCCCUACGGGGGCUCGGGCAACGGGGGCUUCACCUUCGGCGGGGAUGGUGCGGGGGCCCCAUCGGGGCCGCCCGCCCCCGAGGACUGUGACUUCGGCUUCGACUUCCUGGCGCUGGACCUGACCGUGCCCGCCGCGGCCACCAUCUGGGCCCCCUUUGAACGGGCCGCGCCGCUGCCGGCCUUUAGCAGCUGCUCGGCCGUCAACGGGGCCCCCGCGCCCCCCGCCCCCGGCGCCCGGCGCAGCAGCGGGGCCGGCACGCCGCGCCACUCGCCCACGCUGCCCGAGCCCGGGGGCCUGGCCCUGGAGCUCCCGCUGGCUCGCCGCGGCGCCCCGGACCCGGUGGGCGCCCUGGCCUGGCGGCCGGCGCAGGGCGCCCUGUCGUCCUUCUCCAGCGGCGCCGGCUUCUCCGCGGCCACCUCGCUGCCCAGCGGUUCCUCGGCCUCUGCGUGUCCCCCGCUGGACUCCAGUGCCUCCGAGGGCGGCCGCAAACCCCCAGCGGCCGCGUCUCCGGCCGCCCCGACCCCCGCUGCCCCCGCCCCGGCUCUGGCGCGGGAGUGCGUGGUGUGCGCGGAGGGCGAGGUGAUGGCCGCGCUCGUGCCCUGCGGCCACAACCUCUUCUGCAUGGACUGCGCCGUCCGCAUCUGCGGCAAGAGCGAGCCCGAGUGCCCGGCCUGCCGCACGCCUGCCACCCAGGCCAUUCGCGUGGAGACGGCUGCCCGACGGCAUCUCAGUUCUUAACAAAUAAACAGUAUUGAGUCGACAGGUUAAAAUAAAACAGAGAGAAAAGGUCUGCUUGCACUUUUUAUUUAAGACCCCCCGCCCCCCAGGGUGAUCUUUUUAAGGA
Molecule: messenger RNA, 2569 nt
Organism: Callorhinus ursinus (northern fur seal)
Lineage: Eukaryota; Metazoa; Chordata; Mammalia; Carnivora; Otariidae
Source: RefSeq, a predicted model, not a curated record